CUCAUCUAAAUUCAAUCGAGUAGGUCUAGUCUGAUAAGUAUUCUUUGUAGUUAAAAACUAAAACAUAAUAUUAUAAAAAUUUUUAUAUUUGCUGACCUUUGAAACGAUGGAUACACCAGAUAAGCGUUUUAAUUUUGCCUCUAUCGAUCAUUGACAGACUUCACUUAAACAGACAAGUGCGACUGAAACUUUUGGCCAUUCGACACCAGCAAUGAAAAGCAAUGAUCAAUUACUCUCAACUACAACAACAUCAUCGGGCUCAAUCUCAUCAUCUUCUAAUUCAUCUUCUAAUUCAACUGAAUUGAGAGCGAUAGAAAAAUUUUGUACAGAUCUAGACAAACUACCCGAUGUACCCGAAAUAGAUGCCUUCAAACGGGGCCAUCAAGUCGAAACCCUAUUGGAUAUGUUUGAGAACAAUUUCGGUGAACAAUAUUUAUAUAUAAAAUUCGAAAAUCUUGUAGAGCCCGAGUUAGUUCCACUAAACGUGGCCGUAAAGAAUGUGGGGCAUCUGUUACCACGUUUUUACAAAGACUAUCUCAAAGCAUGGAAUAAAUGGGAGGAACAAAAAGCGAAGAAUUAACUUUUAAAAUUUAAAUAUAAAA
Messenger RNA from Drosophila willistoni, 602 nucleotides. RefSeq lists its product as uncharacterized. The transcript is spliced from 2 exons. The record is from RefSeq and is a predicted model, not a curated record. Bases 212 to 580 code for a protein of 122 amino acids. NCBI's taxonomy places the organism in Eukaryota, Metazoa, Arthropoda, Insecta, Diptera, Drosophilidae.